AUGAAUACAACAGAAAGGGAACUUCAACCUGGCUUCAGGAGGAGUCGCAUGACAACUAUAAGAGGACCUAGGACAAGAAGUGUUGUAACAUUCAAUCCAACAACUAUUAGUCCAGGUGAAGAGCUGUACAUUAACAUUCCAAAGCUUAAGUCUGACUCUUGCCUAGUCCCCGGAUCACUUGCACUAUUAUUUGACUUCAAGAAUUCCAACACAAAGAGUAGAUUUAAGAACAAUCUUGCUAAGUUGCUAACAAAACGUCUUCAAAUCAAAGUAGCUGGUGAGACAGCUUAUGACUGCUCAGGAGAGAGUCUGUACGAAAUAUACAAGGAUCUAUUGCUAACACUAGGUGACGGAAAUAAGAUGACUGAAUAGGGUCUUGCAAGUGAUAAUCUUAGAAAGCUAAUCUCAGGUGAUGACUCAGGUGUAAAAGUGUGUGAUGCUGGUAAAGUAGCAGAUGCACUACUCCACAGUGUAUACGGUUCUAAGCUGAGAAAACCAAUUGAUAAGAUAAUAGAAGACCAUGGACUUUACACUCCAUUCUCCAUGAAUAAUAAUCCUAUGUACGUCCUCACACUGCCACAAUCAGAUGAAAUUAUGACUGCCCAAGGAGGUGAAGCUAAGGGUGAUUACAAACUUGAUAAUCUUGAGCUAGAAUACGAGACCAUCGAUAAUGACAACCUUGCAAGUGAAGUAUCAAGGCUCUAUUCAACAGGUCGCUCGCUGUCCUACAAACACGUAACUCUAAUGCGUACAAGUAAUUGGGAUAAAGAUAGUACCAUUAUCAAUGAAAAUAUAAAUAUGCCCAGGAAGAGCAUGUCAGCAAUUUUCCUUCUAUUCACAAGCAAAGUGAGAACUGAUAGUGAAGAAUACAUUUACGCAAACAUUGAUAAAGUCAACAUGACAAUUGAAGGAGUGCCCAAUGCAGUCUUCUCCCAGGGUCUUCCUAAAAACAGAUUCUUCGAAGAGGCAAAAAGGUUCUUCUGCCCUAUGUGUGAGAAAUCCAUGGCUGACGAGUUUAUGUCCAUCACUAAGUUCUUCAGUAACGGUUUCGUCUUAGUAGUCGAUCUUAGGUCAACACAAGAUGAUACCACAGGUGGAGGAAAGAAGAUUGUAAAUACACAGUCUGGCGUACUUCGGGAAAUCAAAAAGAGAGCCACAACUGCUGAUGUUCAGUGCAACAUCUUUAUUGUAUCAGAUGCUCUCCUUAACUUUGCUAAUAGAGAUCUAUCAAGCAUUCAAUACUAA
Molecule: messenger RNA, 1245 nt
Organism: Paramuricea clavata
Lineage: Eukaryota; Metazoa; Cnidaria; Anthozoa; Malacalcyonacea; Plexauridae
Source: the annotation of a GenBank genome assembly